AUGUUUCUUUCCAGUUAUUUUAGUCACUCAUUAGUACUAUCAGUUAUAAGAUAUUUAGCUGUUAAAUAUCCAACAAAAUAUCAUAGAAUAGUUAAUGUUAAAAUGACUAUCAAAGUUAUUCUUGGAAUGAUUAUAUUUGAUUUAAUAAUUGCACUUGGAACAUUAUUUUUUCCAUCUUCAUAUAAAUAUUUUAGUAAGUCAAAUUCAAUAAUAGCUUCAUAUGAUACGCAAAAUGUUGCUUACUAUAUAUUAUUUUAUGGUGUAAUAAUUAAUGGUAUAAUUGUUAUUACAUCGUUGUUUUUGAAUAUAUUAAAUUGGUACAUUAUAUAUAAGAAAAAGAAUAAAAAAUUAAUUAAAAAUAGGACUGAUGUUCUUUUUGCUGUUUAUACAUUUAUUGUUUUUGUUUCAACAUUAUUAUAUCAUAUUUUUUAUAUUUUACGAACUAUUGGUAGUUUAGAUGGUUAUCACCGUUAUGAUGAAUUUGCAAGUAUCUUUCUUUCAUAUGUCGUAGAAAUUAUAUCAUUUACUGAUUUUUAUUUUCUCCUUAUAAUGAGCAAUGAAUUAAGAAAAGGUGUCGUAAAAUUUACAUUUUCUUUAUUUAGAAAAGAUAUUACCAAAGUUACUUUAUUAUAA
This is a messenger RNA of Strongyloides ratti, 633 nucleotides long. RefSeq names its product GPCR, rhodopsin-like, 7TM domain and 7TM GPCR, serpentine receptor class v (Srv) family-containing protein. Gene Ontology annotation, cellular component: membrane. The record is from RefSeq and is a predicted model, not a curated record. The coding region runs from base 1 to 633 and encodes 210 amino acids. NCBI's taxonomy places the organism in Eukaryota, Metazoa, Nematoda, Chromadorea, Rhabditida, Strongyloididae. The transcript is spliced from 2 exons.